Myotis davidii is the source of this 2873-nucleotide messenger RNA. It is a transcript of the gene LVRN, whose product is annotated as laeverin. Lineage: Eukaryota; Metazoa; Chordata; Mammalia; Chiroptera; Vespertilionidae. Gene Ontology annotation, cellular component: cytoplasm. The transcript is spliced from 20 exons. Gene Ontology annotation, molecular function: metalloaminopeptidase activity; zinc ion binding; peptide binding. The record is from RefSeq and is a predicted model, not a curated record. Gene Ontology annotation, biological process: peptide catabolic process; proteolysis.
AUGGUGCUGGAGCUCCGCGAGGCCCUGCAGCCCGGGAGCCUGUAUGAGCUGCAGCUCAGCUUUUCGGGCCCCGUGUACCAGGACUUUAGGGAGGGACUCUUCAUCAACCUCUACACGGACCAGGGUGAGCGCAGGGCCCUGUUAGCAUCUCAGAUGGAACCAACAUUUGCCAGGAAUGUUUUCCCUUGUUUUGAUGAACCAGCUCUGAAAGCAACUUUUAAUAUUACAAUUAUUCAUCAUCCGAGUUAUGUGGCUCUCUCCAACAUGCCAAAGCUACGUCAAUCUGAAAAAGAUGUGAAUGGAAGCAAAUGGACAGUUACCACCUUUCACACCACACCCCGCAUGCCAACUUAUUUAGCUGCAUUUGUCAUAUGUGACUAUGACCAUGUCAACAGAACUGAAAGGGGCAAGGAGAUACGCAUCUGGGCUCGGAAAGACGCCAUUGCAAAUGGAAAUGCAGACUUUGCUUUGAACAUCACAGGCCCCAUCUUCUCUUUUCUGGAAGAUUUAUUUAAUAUUAGUUACCCUCUUCCAAAAACAGAUAUGAUUGCCUUGCCUACUUUUGACAACCGUGCAAUGGAAAAUUGGGGAUUACUGAUAUUUGAUGAGUCAUUAUUGUUGCUGAAACCAGAUGAGCAACUAACAGAAAAAAAGACGGUGAUCUCCCACAUUGUCUCCCACGAGAUUGGGCAUCAGUGGUUUGGAAACUUGGUUACCAUGAGUUGGUGGAACAAUAUCUGGCUCAAUGAAGGAUUUGCAUCUCAUUUUGAGUUUGGAGUAGUUAAUUACUUCAAUCCUAAACUCUCAGGAAAUGAAGUGUUUUUUUCUAACCUUUUACAUGAUGUUCUCAGAGAAGAUCACUCCCUGUUGUCACGAGCUGUAUCCAUGAAGGUGGAAAAUUUCACAGAAAUUAAUGAAAUAAGUGAGCUCUUUGACAUAUUUACUUACAAUAAGGGAGCGUCUAUGGUCCGGAUGCUUUCUAGUUUCCUGAGUGAGAAUUUAUUUAUCAGCGCACUUAAGUCAUAUUUGGAGACAUUUUCUUACUCGAAUGCUAAGCAGGAUGAUCUCUGGAGGCAUUUUCAAAUGGCCAUAGAUGAUCAGAGUAAAAUUGUUUUGCCAGCAACAGUAAAAAGUAUAAUGGACAGUUGGACCUACCAGAGUGGUUUUCCAGUUAUCACCUUAAAUGUAUCUACUGGCGUCAUGAAACAGGAGCCAUUUUAUCUUGGAAAGGUUAAAAAUCAGACUCUUCUAACCCACAAUGACACAUGGAUUGUACCUGUUCUUUGGAUGAAAAAUGGAAUUACACAAUCUUUAGUCUGGCUAGAUAAAAGCAGCAAAUUAUUUCCUGAAAUGCAAAUUUCAAAUUUUGAUCAUGACUGGGUGAUUUUAAAUUUGAAUAUGACUGGAUAUUACAGAGUUAACUAUGAUAAAUUAGGUUGGAAGAAAUUAAAUCAACAGCUUGAAAAAGAUCAUAAGGCUAUUCCUGUUAUUCACAGACUGCAGUUGAUUGAUGAUGCCUUUUCCUUGUCUAAAAACAAUUAUAUUGAGAUUGAAACAGCACUUGAUUUAACCAAGUACCUUGCUGAAGAAGAUGAAAUCAUAGUAUGGCAUACAGUCUUGGUGAACCUGCUACCCAGCAAUUUUGUUUCUGAUGUGGGCAACUAUGAUACAUACACAUUAUUAAAGAAGUAUCUAUUAAAGAGACUGACCUCAAUAUGGAAUCAUUAUUCAACUAUAAUUCGUGAAAAUGUGACAGCAUUGCAAGAUGACUAUUUAGCUUUAAUAUCGCUGGAAAAACUUUUUGCGAGUGUGUGUUUCUUGGGCCUUGAGGACUGUCUUCAGCUGUCAAGAGAACUCUUCAAAAACUGGAUGGACAAUCCAGAGAAUGAAAUACCUUAUCCAAUUAAAACUGUGAUUUUAUGUUACGGCAUUGCCUCGGGAAGUGAUAAAGAGUGGGAUUUUUUGUUAAAUAUCUUCGCCAAUAACACAAAUGAAGAAGAAAGGCAUCAAAUUGCUUAUGCAAUGAGCUGCAGUAAAGAUCCAUGGAUACUUACCAGGUGACUAUGGACAACUUACCUUGAAAGUCCCUGGUGGAAGAGUGCAAUUAAUAAACCAAAGGGAGGAAGGUAUCACUGUGCUACGGUAACAAUAAAUAAUUUUUUAUUGAUUUUAAAGAGGUAUGGAAUACACUCAUUGGUUACUAUAAUGUAUUUAAUAGGGAGAACCAUAAGUACAGAUUUACAGGUCAUGGAGCUGCAGCAGUUUUUCAACCCCAUGUUGGAGGAGCACCAGAGGCUCGAAGUUCAUGCCAAAUUACAGGCAAUAAAGAACGAAAAUCUGACAAACAAAAACCAAAGUGCCGGGAUAGCUGCAUGGCUACGGAAAAACACAUAAUUUAGUGGCCACUUUUGGCAUUUCCCCUUGUAUAUUAUACUGUAGUUUGCUGACUGUUUUGUCUUCCAAUACUUUGUGAGUCUAGAAAACCACAUGUUUUGUUAUUCGUAUUUCAGUCACAUUUACUACUCAGUGUCCUGUUCCUCCCUUGUUGUCAUGCUGGCUCUGAGCUCACUGAUUGCUGAGGAGUUUUCCAGCACUGCUGUGUUUUUGGGGGGGAUUUCACUUCAAGUUGGGCUAUAAAACCACAAAAUUUACUUUAAAUGCCUUGUAAAAAACAAAUAUACCUUAGAAAGUCUUGCUUAUUCUGUUGUGAAGGCCAGUAGAAUAUUAAAUCAUUGGCUAAAUGAGCACAUUCUUUUCUGAAGGAAAUACAGAUUUGCAAUACUCUAGGGUUUAUUUAGUUCAACUAGAGGCCCAGUGCAUGAAAUUCAUGCACAGGGGAGGGGAGUCCCUCAGCCCAGCCUGCAACGACACCA